Messenger RNA from Daphnia magna, 785 nucleotides. RefSeq lists its product as uncharacterized. Lineage: Eukaryota; Metazoa; Arthropoda; Branchiopoda; Diplostraca; Daphniidae. The record is from RefSeq and is a predicted model, not a curated record. The transcript has a single exon. The coding region runs from base 139 to 780 and encodes 213 amino acids.
UAAAAAACUGGAGAUCGAAUACGGCAAGGGGAAACCAAAGAUGCGAUUCGGCAAUCUACCAGUACCGAUGGAAAUCGAACACAAACACCGGCCGCAAAGAUAGUAGCAAAAAGCGGGGCAAGAAUCCUAGCAAGAUCCAUGGUGGCCGUGGAGAUAGAACAAACUGAAGCGACAAAACCAACAUUGGACGGCCGCCCCUGGAUGAUAGAACCAGCAACCAACCGCACACCAGGACCGACACCAGGAAGAGCCCUCAUGCCUGGCGACCGAACAACAGUAUGGGUCAUGAUGACAAACCUGGAAAACAGAUCAGUUUACAUCCACAAGAAAAUGGUACUAGGACACAGAACCGAAGUGGCGGGAAUAGGCACAGAAAUAGAUGCCACAGGCAGAGCCAACGGACCCAGAACAUUAAACACCGAGCUGGAAAAAGGCACCACAAAUAUCCUUGACUUCACACCCAGCAUAAACCAGGAGCUUCCGGCAGAGGAGAGGAAGGAGUUCAAGGAAACACUACGAGACAACACCGACUGUUUCGCGAGGGAAGGCGAGCGACUAGGACGUUGCAACGUCGAAAUCCAGCUAACACCCAACGCCAGACCCAUCUACCAGACCCAACGCCCGGCGUCGUGGAAGGAACAAGCCAUCCACAGAGAACUGACACUGGACAUGCUGAAGAAAGGCGUGAUUGAAGAAGCCACCGGGCCAUGGAGCGCGAGGACACUAUUGAUUCAAAAAAGGAUGGAAGCUGGAGAUUUUGCAUUGACUUCCACCCAUUGAACAAU